This is a messenger RNA of Ooceraea biroi (clonal raider ant), 529 nucleotides long. RefSeq names its product ATP synthase, subunit G. Gene Ontology annotation, biological process: proton motive force-driven ATP synthesis. Gene Ontology annotation, molecular function: proton transmembrane transporter activity. The record is from RefSeq and is a predicted model, not a curated record. NCBI's taxonomy places the organism in Eukaryota, Metazoa, Arthropoda, Insecta, Hymenoptera, Formicidae.
UUAAGAUAUUUGUUAGCCAAUCAGAGAACUGUAUUGAUAUCGUUUACUUUGAGAUGGUGAAGUCCUUGCCGUUGUAUCAAAUUGACGGGCAGAUCCAUUUAUAGCCUCUCCUUUCGUAAAGAAACAUAAGGCAAGCAAACGAUGGCAGGGAUUAUUACAAAAACUACAAACUUUGCAAAAGUUAAUGUCAUGCCUGUUCUGCAAGUAUGGAUGCAAUAUGCAAAGGUAGAAAUGUCACCACCCACGCUGAAAGACAUUCCUGCAAUUCGUAGUGGCUUUUCCAAAUUAAUUCACUCCGCGCGAACUGGCCGCUACCGUGAUGUCACUGUGCGUGAGGCUGUUAUAAAUUCCUUAGUAGCUGCUGAGAUAUAUUGUUGGUUCUUCGUAGGAGAGUGCAUUGGAAAACGACACUUUGUUGGAUAUGAUGUAUAAAUAUAAUGUGUAUUUAAUGUCUCUCUUACAUAGAAAAAGAACAAUGUAUAAUUAUAGACCAGCUCGCAAAUACACAAAUAUAAAUUGAACACUUCCA